Molecule: messenger RNA, 1647 nt
Organism: Anopheles gambiae (African malaria mosquito)
Lineage: Eukaryota; Metazoa; Arthropoda; Insecta; Diptera; Culicidae
Exons: 5
Coding region: 141-1103 (320 amino acids)
Source: RefSeq, a predicted model, not a curated record
AUCGGCGAAUUGUACACAAACAAAACCAUUCGCAUCCACAGCGCGCAAUGUGCAGUGUCCCCACGGGUUGGCAGGGUUUUCUCCGAAUUGAUCUAUUAAGUUUGCAUUCUUGAAGGAUACGUACGAUUGCUGAUGUUACCAUGAGCACCACGAAACCGACACCGACAAGGCAAAAGAAGAAAAAGCCGCCUGCCAAUGGUGAACCGGCAGCUCGCAGCGUAAAGAAGGUUUCGGCAGUGGAGCUGCAAAAGUUAAUGGCUACCCAGGGACAGCCAGGCAAGCCGGGCAAAGUGAUUGGCGUAACCAAGGUUUCUCACGGUACGGUUUCAGACACCAGCGCACCGAGGAUAGCGAUAAAAGAUGAGCCCAAUUGGGAACAUAACCCACUAUCGGAGGAAGAGGCGGGUAUAGUUAGCUCUUUUUCCGAUUCCACGGAUGUAACCGACGAUUUUUCCGAACUGGUCGUAGACCCAUGCACGCCUGUCAAAACGAUGGAAGACUUUGAGGACAUCAUUGAAUACGGCGUUUGCAGAGGCGAGAUCGACGAUGACACACCGAUCGUUACCACCAGGCGAGAGCUACGACAGAUUAUAAAAGACGCUUUUCAGACCCACUUGCGUUCGAUAAAUACCCGGUUGGCCAGUAUCGAGGGUUCGAUCGGUUUGCUGCUGAAUAGUGUCGCUGUUCCCAACGACGGCGAGGUGGAGGACUAUAUACCGACGGCGAACUCGUUUGAAUUUAAAAUCAUCGACAACAGCGAGGAUCUGGAGCUGUUGAACGAGCGUUUGGAAACGGAUGAAGAGUACGCCAAGAAGCUGCUCCAGUGGCUGCAAGCGCGGCUAUGCACGAAUGAGAGCAAAAAACGCAUGUCCAGAGCGCUGAGUGCUAUGUUUACCCUGGAGUUUCUCUGUACCGUUACCUGGACCGGCAAAGGGAAGCAGGCCAAACUAGCAAUGUCACGGUACAAAGCGGUGGUUCAACUGUUUAAAACAAUAGGCACUACCCGGCUCUGUACGAUUGACGACCGAGCGGUGGCAGAUUUUUUCAUUGUUAAGCUACGCUACACAGGGUUAAAUUUAAAACGACGAAAAGAUAAAAAAUAGCAGGAAGAGUUUGUUUUGCAUUUGUAACAUUAGGAGAGUAAAGUAUCGUUUUACGCUAGACUAAAUGUAUUGAACACAGUGACCGAUAAGUGUAAAAAGACAGUAAACAUCUGUUCCGAUCGGCAGUGUAUGGGUUUACUUAACACACCAAGGAGUUAUCCCAGCGCUUACAACAAUAUUCAACCUUUUCAUGAGUUACUAACCUAAGUAAUUUGAGGAUGUAAAGUUUAGAAGAUUUACCCUUUCUUUAUUUCGAAUAUGUUUACCGUUUGUUAGUUAGGUGUCUGCUAAACACUGUAUUAUGUAUUACAAAACAAACAUGACAUUCAGAUUCAGUAGGAUGUUAAAUAGAAUGGGUUCUUUUUAGUCAUUUGUGAGAUCCAUUCAUAACUCUGGGGUCUGAACUCUACAUGCUUCAACGUUAGUAUCCUUUGUACGGUGAUUAUACACAAUUCGUUAAUGAUACUUGCGGCACGGUUUGAUGAUUAAACUGUGCAAUUCUGUGUUCAAUUAAACUGAUAAUUUCAUUCGAAAUCGUACAACA